GGAUUUCCGCAGUAUUACAAAUUUCAAAGAUGGUGCUGGGAAUCGACUUCCUAUCCUUACAUCUGACCACUGAAGGAAACAACUCGCCAACAAACGGACGUAAAGAACUCGAUCGGCCUAUAAAAGUUCAUCAAAACGACAUUGGAUAUUGGAUACCUUAUGGUGACCUUGGGGUGCUCUUAUUACCGUAACCUUCGUUAAGGCUCCACAGACGUACGGUUUGAUGUCGUUUGCCCUCCUAAAAAAGGCCUUCGGUAUUGGAAAAGCAAUCGACGACCGGGAGUUUGACGACUUUCUUAAGGCAGUUGACGUCAAUGAUGUCCAUGUUGGGCAAUUGAGUAAAUUAUUCAGAAAAAAAGCAGUCCGGUUGUUUGUCUUAAAAAAUGAAGACUCAAGUGUCAUAUUUGAUUCUUCAGCGCUAAAGGAUCCUGUGAAACCCACUCCAACCAUUAAUGUUGGUCGUCAACAGUUGAAUCUUAGUGAUAUGGCGUUUGGGUCUUAUUCAUUGAAUAACAGAAAACCGCUCUUGCAUUCAAUGAAAAUUCAUGAUAUGAGUUCCAUUGGGCAGGUUCUGUUUACUCGAGUUUUUCAUGAGUUUGACGAGUGGCGAAAGCUGUAUCCGAAAAGCGAACACAACCAGGGGAUAAAGCAGGAUACGUGUGUUGGAAAUCCUGAGUUGGUAAAGAAACAGAACUUAAAAAGUUACAAAACCUUGGCAGUUUGCCUACUUAUCAAUUUGGAGUGGUGUUCACCUAUUAGUGGGUUGUGUCCCAACAAAGCAUGUUCACAAAAGUCACAUAGCCGUCGGAAUUUCUAUCAUCUAUUCAACACUGAUGUUUCCCAUCACAACCAACUAGUUCCACAGUCGUCCGCGGAUACUAGCUUGAAAAUAUCGGCCUUUACUGCGAGACGUUUUUACAAUAUGCUCUUUGAACACUGGGUUCAGCUGAGCCUAAUAAUAGAGACAUUGUCGAAUGAAUGUGCAAUAGCCGUAUGCAGCAGUGCUAAGAGCUAUUGGGGCACGCACAAACUUGUUCCAGAGUCACACUGUACAGAAACCAUUGCAAAAGCUUUCAGCAACUUUCUGAAUUAUUUCCGAGAUCUGUGUCUGCCCAAAUUAUAUUUUCCGAUUUGGCCUACGUUAAAUGUCACAUUAUCUACCGAUUUUGAUUCAUUAUCACCCUGCUCUGAUCGAUCGCGAGCUGAUUGUGUUGCUUAUUGGCUUAAUAUGGACCCUAGUUAUUCUCAGUCAAUGAUUGCCGAUUCUAACCAGGUUUCCAAAGAUAGUCUACUCGAUGUGUUUGUGAGAUCCUGUCUGGCACCUUUAAUUAUUAAAGGUAAUAGUAAAGAACAUCGUAGCUUUCUUGCUCGGUUGAUUACUGGUAUUCUUAUGUUCCAUACUGGCUGGAUUGAUGGUUCAGGAUCACGUUCAAAUCCGGGGGUCAGUUGUGGGAAUUCAUCAAUAUCUAAUAAACAGAAUGUGCCCGUCAGUUUAUUGGAUCAGUUACUUACACAAACAGGUUUUAAAACCAUAGGAACAGAUUCAGUAUCAUUCGGAAGUAUAUUUAACUGCACUGUAAUUUCUGGCCAGUCUCGUGCUUAUUUAAUGGCUCUUCUUCACUUCGCUACGUAUUUCUUGAGAUUCAUGUGCUUGAUUCACACACAGGAAUGCCUCCCAGAACUUGGACCAGCUGAUCUGUUUGAAUUAGAACAACAGAAACGGCGGACUCGUCUAGGUGCUAAAUCACGUCGUAAAUCUGGAUCGGCAACCAGUAGUAACUCAACUGGUCACAGUGGUGAUGCACAUGAUUCUGGUAUCAGUUCCCAGGAAGAUUUGACUUCUGCAUUUUAUUCAGCAAGCACUGGAUCAUCUCCUACACACGUUUCUGGUAUGGCGUUGUGUAUGACACAUCGACUAACUCGUGACCAAUGUCGAAUGGCUGAAGUAGCUGCUCACUUUAUGGUUACUCGAGAGGCUGCAGCAGCAGCAGCGGCGGCAGCAGCGUCCGGUCCAAUUAAUUCUCAAACUUCUGUUAGCACAACACGUUCAACUGACACGUCAUCUGGAUUAGUAGACGGUAGCAGUGCUGCUAGUAAACCAUGUCCAUCUAAUAACUCACCUCGUUCUUAUCGAUCUCGUUAUACUGAAGUUCCUUUGCUGAUAGAAAAAUUUUUUGAUGGUGAUGAAGAGUUGUGUAGUUGUUUACCGAUUGAAGUUAUUCAGGGCUCAGGUAAUCAUCCUAGUUCCUUGACGUUACCACUAGGAAGAAGCAGCAGUCCAACUUCACCGUGUAAUACGUUAGAUAAUUUUAAAACUCAUUGUUUACCAAUCUAUCCACAGUUUGCAGACCGUUCAUCAAAGCAUUUGUGUUCACCGCAGUCACGUGAUCAUGAGGUUCCAUUUUCAUCCUCAUCAAGAGUAGCGGAUGGAUCUAAUGUCUUCAAUAUUGAUAAUAUGUCACCAUCGUCAUCGAUUUAUCAUACCGAAGAAGAAAUACCACAUGCUGUCAAUCCAGUUCAUCAUUCUCCAUCGCCAACACUUGCAAAUCAUUCACUAAUCUCCGGUACUGUCACUGAUAUAUAUCAUAGUGGUCAUGUGUUACAAGCAACUGUUGAACACCCUGAAAGUUUCAAAUCACGCUUAGAAGAAAAUUUACUUCAGUGGAUUACUUAUGGCCCAGCUAUUAUUAACGAUUUAAAUAACUUAUCAGUCUAUAGUAAUAACUCCAAUAAUAAUACUAGACCAGAGGAAUCUUUAUUAUCGUCCACCCAAUUGAAUCCAUCAAUUAAAUCUAGUCUUUCAUAUCCGAAAUCAAGAGAUUGUCAACUGAAACCACUUAAAUGGUCUGCUACAAGUUUAUUGAUUAAUUGCGAUGCUAAGAGUGUCGAGGCCCUAACGCUUAUUCAGUCCAAAUCUACAGAUUCAAUUUCAAGCAAGGAAUCAGAUGAUGCAAAUCUGAAAUUAAGUCAUCAUUUCACUAUUAGCGCUGGAAGUAGUAGUGGUACACACGUUGGUCGAGAUCGUGUAAAAGUAAAGUUGGAUGAGACAGAACCCUUUGAACAACAAUCAGUUCUAACGACACCACAGUGUAAACUUGGGUCAUGUAUUACUCGGCGUAUUAUACCAAUUAAACCUGCUCCUUUGGUAUUUCGUCUUAUCGAACAAAUCCAUAUGGUGUUAGAUGCAACAAACUGUUCACUGAUGACUCUGAAACAUCUGGAGGGUAAUCUGCAAUUGAUUUAUCUUAAAAGUUCAAUACUGACAAAUUUGUUAGUUAAAGAAGGCUCAAAUACGCUUCACCGAGUUGAUCGGAUGACCAUUGCUGCAGGUGCACGUUGCUUUAUCUCAUCUCAAUGCUUGUAGCCACUAACCCUGUAGUGAAAGAGAAUGCAGUUGCUUGCCAGAAGAUCUACCUUUAUUGCUGUCCAUUGCAUCAUCUUAUUCUGCACAAGUUGCGAAUAUCUUACAUUCUAGUCAUUUCGACUGGUUUAAUUUAAGAUGAUGCACUUCAUAAUAAACUUUUUUUUGAAGUAAUUAGUCACAAUUGAUUAUCACUUAUUCAGUUUUCCUUCAGUAUAAAAUAUCAUUAAUCAGGAAUCGUUAAUUUUGUAAUCAUGUUACGGUCAUAUAAUUUGAUUCUCUAUAUAUACUCUAACAUAAAUGACAGACUGUUAGAUGCCCAUCAUUCUUUUUGAUUGAUCAUUUAAUUAUAUUGUGUAAAUUAUUAAGUUCGCAUUACUACUUCUUUUUUUGUUGAUAGCACUCCCUUGUACAAAUCCCUUUUUUCCUUUAAUAUUGUGAAUUUGUCUGUUUUUGAUGGAAGAAUGAUGUUUAUAUAUAUGUGUCUGUGCAUAAUUCAGAUUUUCUACAGAAAUUUUCAAAAAUCGAUUAUAUUAUUAUUAUUAUUAUUAUCAUUAUUAAAACUUCCUUUACUUAAAAUCUCCAGAAAUUAUGAACAAUUUGUUGGGAAAUUUCACUGUAAUAAAUGUUUUGUGAAGCGGGACACGGAAAAGCAAGACUCUCCGAUAUAACAGCAUGCAACAAUCUGAUCACACUUGACAGAGAAGAUUUGAAAGAUGCGAAAACCUUUACAUAUUGGGGCAGCAUCAUUGGUGAAUGCGGUGGAUCUGAUGCAGAUGUGAAGGCGCGGAUCGGAAAAGCAAGAGCAGCAUAUUUACAACUGAACAACAUAUGGAACUCAAAGCAACUGUCAACCAACACCAAGGUCAGGAUUUUCAAUACAAACGUGAAAACCGUUCUACUGUAUGGCGCGAAAACCUGGAGAACUACGAAAGCCA
Messenger RNA from Schistosoma mattheei, 4299 nucleotides. The record is from the annotation of a GenBank genome assembly. NCBI's taxonomy places the organism in Eukaryota, Metazoa, Platyhelminthes, Trematoda, Strigeidida, Schistosomatidae.